CGUGUCAAAGAAAGGCAAUGUGUUCUAGGGUGUUCAGUAUAAAUUCUUGCAUCAUUAUAUUGCAGUAUAUUAUGCAACGUUGAUUUUGAAGGAAUUGUGACAUAGUAAAUCAAAACAUUGAACGUGUAAAGGUGUAUGUGUUAUAUUCUGUCUUUCGUAAUAAUUCUUAACCUGCACUGAAUUGUAGUGAACACGUUUUUUGCUUUUUUAUGAUCUGGAGUUUGAUUCUAGUACUACUAUUUCCAUUAACCUGGACUAACAAAGUUGAUGAAAAACUUUUGCCAACGGAGGAACGAAUAGAUAUUACAUGGAGUUUAAAGGGACAAACUGGGGUUAAUAUUACCUUUCAACAUGUAUAUCCUAUGCCGAGAUGUGAAUUACUUCAUAACAAAAAUCUCAUUUCAACGACAUACAGGAGUGAUAACCAUAUGAUAGACAUUUUCUACAAAAAUGCAAGUAUAUCGUUAAUCAACAAUUCAAAAAUAUGCGGAGGGAACAUAGAACUUAGAUGUACAUUGAUGGGUUUACGGAUGCUAGUUAGCAGAAAACAUGUUUUACCAGCAUGUAAUGACAAACAUUUCGAAAUUACCACUUUGAGUAACACGCAUGAACCUGUACUUGUUCCCUUGUGUAUUGCUGUUUCUGGCUUUGUAACUACAUGUAUUGUAGCAGCUGUAUGUUUGAUUCGUGGUAAAAGAAAAGCAUUGCUAAAACCGGAACAUGAAGAAAACAACCAGAUCCUGUUGAAUUCACUACCACUGUGACAGUAAUUUAAAAAAAUCAAGAUCUGCAUGCUUCAGGAUUUUCAUCGAUAUCAAUUUAGGCAUUACGUUUCGAUUAAAUCAAAGUAGUCUCCUAAGUCAGGAACAUGAUGUUCAGUGAUUGUCGUUUGUUGAUGUGGUUCAUAAGUGUUUCUCGUUUCUCGUUUUUUAUAUAGAUUAGACCGUUGGUUUUCCUGUUUGAAUGGUUUUACACUAGUCAUUUUUGGGGCCCUUUAUAGCUUGCUGUUCGGUGUGAGCCAAGGCUCCGUGUUGAAGGCCGUACUUUGAACAAUAAUGGUUUACUAUACAAAUUAGGACUUGGAUGUAGAGUUGUCUCAUUGGCACUCAUACCACAUCUUCUUAUAUCUAUUCAAUAGUAAAAAUAGACGUUUUACUAUGUUCACAUGCUUUAUUUUACCAAACUUCAGACCAAAUGUGAUCUCUUCUUUCUUCUACCUGACUUUCUCUACUUAUGUAAAAAUUAGAACAUGUUUUCAAAAUGAGAAUGGUCUGUUAUAGAAAUGCCUAGUUUAACUUAAUAUUGAUUUACAUUACAUGUAUAUGUACAAUGAAGUAAAACUAAUAUGCUACACAAACACUUACGAUUACAUUUGUUAUAAUGUUACAUUCUUAAGAUUUGUGAAUAUUCUAUUGUUUAACCUACAAAUCAAGUAUGUUCACUGCCUCUGUGUUUCUAUAGUUGCCUGCUAGCCGUAGGCAGGAGGUUAUGCAAAUGAUGUCGAUCCUAGACCGGUCAAACUAAAUAUGUAACUUCUACAGUGAGCGCGGACAAUUUAGUAGUAAAAAAAUAAUAGUAGCGGCUCGCGGUCAGAAUAGUGUGUGAGGUUACUUUAUCCAAUGUGGACUGUGACGAAAAAGCACAUUCAAAUACUUUUAAUGUAAAUAUUUGUAUUACUAAUAGAAAGAAAGCGAAAUUGAUAUACGCGUUUGGAACAUAUGCGUGUUAUAUGCGCUGCUGAACUCUGAUGCGAAGGAAAGGGUAGACACAUUGCAAGUAAAAUGCAUGUAGUGUAUUAAUCGAAUACAAGGAUGUCAUGAAAAUAAGGAGAGAUGAAUCGAGUAGAGGGUUUGACAUGUUUCUCUAUAAAUACGGAACUUCUUCUUUUUUCUGUAAUAGCAAAGCAAGAAGAAAUACAGGCUGCAAUUAAGCUCAACUAUACUCAUACGACUAUUUGUUUGGUGCUGGUCUUGUGUGCAGGACGGACACGUGCAUGUUUCUGGUACUAUUCAAUUUCAUCCUACACGACGCCAACUAAUAUUAAAAACGGAUAUACAAAUAAUGUUUUGCUUUAUUUGUACUUUAACUAUAACAAAUAAAAUCUCGUGUAUAACAGUGUUCGAAUUUGAACAAACUGUAAUGUUAA
Messenger RNA from Mytilus californianus (California mussel), 2146 nucleotides. RefSeq lists its product as uncharacterized. The coding region runs from base 210 to 764 and encodes 184 amino acids. The record is from RefSeq and is a predicted model, not a curated record. Lineage: Eukaryota; Metazoa; Mollusca; Bivalvia; Mytilida; Mytilidae. The transcript has 5 exons.